UGUGAGCUUGACGCAGGCGCAGAAGGUUCAUUUAACCUGCAGCAGCCUCUGAAGCGACACCAACAAAAGAACCGACAGAAGAAGACCUCAAGAAACCACAGAAACCUUUUAUUUUCUCACCGGAAACAACAAAAAGACUGAAAACAUGAUUGAGAAAUCCAACAGCCAAUACGACUCCUUCCUCUUCUGGAGGCAGCCAAUCCCGGCCCCCGAUCUGUCGGAGCUGGAGGACCUGGGCGGGACCGACGCUCAGCCGGCCAAUAGCAUCAAAGGAAAAGACAAGCGGAGCCAGAAAGAGGCGGACGAGAUGACCCAGUUCUCGUCCUUUAAUUACUGGCGAGCUCCGAUCGCCGACGUGGACGCUCUGCUCGCCGACCUCAACCUGCUGCUCUGAAACGCUCCUCUCCGUCUGACCUCUGACCUCUGACCUCUGACCCCCCCACCUCACUAUUCCCCACGCCAUGUGUAUUAAAUAGGGAACUAAUAUAGUGUAGGGGUUCUUGAACGCAUCACUUAAAGGUCCUCAUCUGAAUUAUUUUUUUUACGCUCAGGGCUCCCGAAACGAUUGCCCCCCCCAUGUUCGGAAAAACCAAGACCUGUGUCUACUUCAGGGUCACGUCCCCUGGGGUUGCUUUGUAGUCUGGGAUCCUCAACUGCAUCAACUUUUCCUUCCCUCGCCUCCUUUCCUUCUCUCGCCUCCUUUCCUUCCCUUGCAUCCUUUCCUUCCCUCUCCUCCUUUCCUUCCCUCGCCUCCUUUCCUCUCAGCGUCUUAAGUCCGCGACGCGAGGAAAACGAUACGAGGGAACAGUGCGAUGCGUUUCCUCUCUGCUCGCAUCGUUUCCUUGCAUCCUUCCCUCGCAUCGUUUCCUCUCUGCUCGCAUCGUUUCCUCUCUGCUCGCAUCGUUUCCUCUCUGCUCGCAUCGUUUCCUCGUGUCUUAGUCCAACGUGAGGAAGCGAUGCAAGAGAGAGAGGAAACAAUGCGAGGGAAGGAUGCAAGGAAACAUUUCCUCUCUCUCCUCGCAUCGUUUCCUAUCUCCUUACAUCGUUUCCCCUCUCUCUUGCAUCGUUUCCUCUCUCUCUUGCAUCGUUUCCUCGCAUCGUUUCCUCUCUGCUCGCAUCGUUUCCUCGUGUCUUAGUCCAACGUGAGGAAACGAUGCAAGACAGAGAGGAAACAAUGCGAGGGAAGGAUGCAAGGAAACAUUUCCUCUCUCUCUUACAUCGUUUCCUCUCUCUCUUGCAUCGUCUCCUAUCUCCUUGCAUCGUUUCCUCGCAUUGUUUCCUCUCUCUCUUGCAUCGUUUCCUAUCUCCUUGCAUCGUUUCCUCGCAUCGUUUCCUCUCUGCUCGCAUCGUUUCCUCGUGUCUUAGUCCAACGUGAGGAAACGAUGCAAGAGAGAGAGGAAACAAUGCGAGGGAAGGAUGCAAGGA
Molecule: messenger RNA, 1425 nt
Organism: Perca fluviatilis (European perch)
Lineage: Eukaryota; Metazoa; Chordata; Actinopteri; Perciformes; Percidae
Gene: mllt11
Product: MLLT11 transcription factor 7 cofactor
Exons: 3
Coding region: 146-394 (82 amino acids)
Biological process (GO): positive regulation of release of cytochrome c from mitochondria; apoptotic signaling pathway; positive regulation of DNA-templated transcription
Cellular component (GO): cytosol; nucleoplasm
Source: RefSeq, a predicted model, not a curated record